CGCCGGGUCGGCGUUUUCCGCUUGCUACUUCUCUAAUCCACACGUGGUCCGCUGACUGUGUUCUGGCCAGAAAUUCAUUCCUAUUGGCGUGGACCAGCCAUAUUGAAGGACAGAGUGGCAACGGAGGUCAAGGAUCUUGAGCUGAUGGAUUUUACUGCUGAAAAUGAAGAGACGUCGGGACCAGGUCUGCAGAGUGGAGCUGAAGGGGCGCGGCUAAGUCUCGAGUCAGUUGGAGAGAGAGUCAGGGGCACAGUAGGGACCGAGGAAGCCGGCGGUGGAGAGGCGGGGAAUGGACUGACCGGAAUGGGGAGGACAGGGGAAGGGGGAGAAGGAAAUGGACCAAGGGCAGAGGAGAUGCGAGUGGACCUAGCAGUUGUGAAGCAAGAAGUAAUGGACUGGUCAGAAAUGGAAGAAGGUAUGCGGAAUGACCAGUGGGUAAAGCAGGAGGUGGAGGAUGGGCCUGAGGUGAAAGAGGAAAAACCAGGCACGUUGGAGGUGAAGCAGGAGACGGAUAGUAGUUUGAUGGUAAAAGAAGAGACGGUGGAAGAACCAGAGCUAAAGGAAGAGAAAGUGAAGGUGAAGGAAGAAGUGAUGGACUGGCUAGAAGUGAAGAAAGAGAAGAAAGAUAGCUUGGAGAUUAAAGGGGAGAUGUUUCUUGAUCAGAACGUAAAAAAAGAGGAAAUAAUGGAUGAAGUGUGUGUAAAAGAAGAGAAGUAUUUCCCUAAAGAAGAAGUGAUGGAUGGUACGGAGGUGAAAGAAGAGCCUCAGAUAAAUCCCCCAGUGGGCUCCAAGCGGAAACUGGCCAUGUCAAGAUGUGAAACUUGUGGUACAGAAGAAGCAAAGUACAGAUGUCCACGUUGUAUGCGCUAUUCCUGCAGUUUGCCCUGUGUAAAGAAACACAAAGCAGAACUGACAUGUAAUGGAAUUCGAGAUAAAACUGCAUAUGUUUCAAUGCAACAGUUUACUGAAAUGAAUCUCCUAAGUGAUUAUCGAUUUUUGGAAGAUGUGGCAAGAACAGCAGACCAUAUUUCUAGAGAUGUUUUCUUGAAAAGACCAAUAAGCAAUAAACAUAUGUACUUUAUGAAAAAUCGUGCUCGAAAGCAAGCUAUUAACUUAAAACUUCUACCCAAUGGAUUCACCAAAAGGAAAGAAAAUUCAACAUUUUUUGAUAAGAAAAAUCGACAGUUUUGUUGGCAUGUGAAGCUCCAGUUUCCUCAGAGUCAAGCUGUGUAUGUAGAAAAAAGAGUACCAGAUGAUAGAACUAUUAAUGAAAUCCUAAGAGCUUACAUUGAUCCUGAAAAGUCUGAUCCUGUAAUUCGUCAAAGGUUGAAAGCCUACAUUCACUCUCAGACUGGGGUCCGAAUUUUAAUGAAGGUAGAAAAUAUGCAGCAAAAUUUAGUAAGGCAUAUAAAUAAAAAUUGGGGUUUGUACAAGACUGAGUAGGGUACAGUUCUGUUGUAGCAGAGAAAACAGACAUGAAAGUAAAGGUGACUGGGAUACCUGGCAUGGAUCUGUCUUCUGAGAGAUGGAGGUAAGGCCUGGAGAGGCUUAGGGCACAUUGAGUUUCAAAUAGAAGUGGCAUCAUUUUCUCAAAUGUUAUUUUCAAAAGGAAUGGCCUUUCUAUACUAAUCCCUUAUUACUAGCCUCCCUUCAGAGUAAGAUUAUAUUGCAUUCCAACAAGAAAUAGUAAAUCCUUUCAGAAUACGUAAUCUGUGGAGAAGUAGACCUUAUUUUACUUUAAGAGGUUCCAGGUUAGACUUUGUAGACCAAAAGUUUUACCAUUACAAAUACUAAAUUUAUUAAAUCACUACUUCUCAAACCUAAUACAAAUUAUGAGAUGUUCCAAAAUAACCUUUUUGCUCUUAUCCAAAAACCUACAUCAAAGUAGAUUUUCUGUAAAUUUGAAAUAAUGUUAUAAAUUUGAUGCAGACCUUGGAAAGUUACUAAGUUUCUGUUUUCCCAUCUGAAAGUGGGGAUCAAGACAAAGGUAUUGCACUGUUGUGAAGAUUGCUUUCAGAUAAUGCAUGUCAGCUACUUAGUAUGGUACCAGGCACAUAGCAAAUCACUCUCAGUAAAUAUGUAUUAUUCAUGUAUUACAAGUUGCAACAUUUAGGUCAGCAUCUUGCUGAGUUGACUCAAUGAAUGUAAGAGUUUUUGUUGUUUUAAUCCUAGAAAUUACCUUUCUUAGUAUCAAUAAAAGGAGGAAAUCUAUUUUUUAAAAAAAGUUCUGUGUGGCUGGCAGUUGACUUAUGCAUUACUUUUUGAAAAAUAAUGGCUUCUUUCAGCCAAAUGAUUUCUUAUACUUCUGGGAAGUACUCUAAGUUCAAUAUUAGCUAUGCUCCCAACAGGUCACUCACCACUAACCACAAGGGGGCAGAUACCCAAUCAUGUUAGUUUACAUUUCUUUUGACAUAAAUUAGUAUUGGAAGAAUAUGAAGCUUCAGGGGCUACUUUAUUUAAGAUGUCAUCAACUGUUUUCUCUGUACAAAUGACUCCCAAAUCUAGAGAUAUUUUCAACCUUUCUCCCAGACUUCAAAUCUUAGUUUGCAUGUAUCUUCACUACACAUCUCAUUAAAUCUUAAACUCAACAUAUUUAGAUCUCAUCACACCACAUCCAUUUGUUCCUAGUGUGUGUUUCUGUGUGUGUUGUUUUAAAUGAGGAUUAAAUGGACUGCUGAUGUUCCUGACAUCUUGUAAACAGUCAAUAAAUAUUGACAGUCAUUCCUUGUUAUUGUCACUGUCAUUUUUCUUGUAAGCAAGGCAUAUGACCUUAGAGCCAUCUUUCACUUCUCCCUCACCACCCUGCCUUACGUGGUCAGCCUCCAUAUGAGCCUUCUGUAUGUUCUCUCCAUUCUUUUGAGGAGAUUAUUGUUUAUCAGUGUCUACAGUGGCGCCUACCCCUUCCCCCCAACUGGAUGUAAUCCUUAUCCUUUGAGCCUCAAAAACUUCUCAUAGGUUCCUGCAAUCCCGUCUUAUAUUUUAUCCCAAUAAAACAUCC
Molecule: messenger RNA, 2998 nt
Organism: Kogia breviceps (pygmy sperm whale)
Lineage: Eukaryota; Metazoa; Chordata; Mammalia; Artiodactyla; Physeteridae
Source: RefSeq, a predicted model, not a curated record